UGGAUUUCCCUUCAGGCAGUAGAUAAAAUUCAGUGCACAGAGAAUAUAAAUAUAUUGUUUCAUAUGAUCUCUCACACAUAAAUUUCCUGUUCGAAAAUGAUGAAAAACAAUUUACUUUUGGACACGCUGCAUGCGGUCGAACAGGUGGAGAUAUCCUUCGACCAGACCCUGCGCACGAUCAGCGAAAUCAAUCAUCGGUACAAACUGGUCUCGACCCUCAAGAAGGGCUCCGCCCGCGGCCGGGACUCGUACGAGCGGGAGAUCCAGGCAGCCAUCACGGACGCCGCCGCCCGCUCGAAAGUCCCCGCCAAGAAGGGCAGAAAGAAGAAAGCCACGCCCCCGAAGAGAAUCAAAAAGUGGAGGACAUUUAGCGCCAGCUUCGAGUGCCUGAGCGAGCAGGAGGACGAGCUGGAAGCCCCCGCUCCACAGAUGGACCUGGAAGUACCGAACAGCAUGUACAUGCAGGCCAGUGGCACACAGUUCUACCACAUCGAGUGCAACUGCAACAUUGUGGUGCCCAAGAAGACCUACAAGGAGCGCAUCGAGCGACUGCAUCGGGCGGCGCAGCAGAAGUUGCAACAGCAGUGCCAGGCGUUCAGCAAUCGGUGCGUCAACCCAGAGCCCCAGAGCCCAGAGCAGGACGAAGACCUUCGGAAUUGCUGCAGCAAUUGCUGUCCGUAUUGCUGUUGCAACUGUUGCGAGUCCUACUGACAAAUUCCCAAAUGUUCCCCCGCAAAUCUUAUGUUAAGCUUUUGUGAAUAGUUGGAUUUUCUUUUCUUUUUCUUUGCAUAUUUUUAGGCAUUUCUUUUAUAAACGUUUAUUAAAGCACUGACUCUGAAUGUUGUGGUACUCUUUCCAGAAACCGAUUCUUCAAAGACGAAGAUGAAAUGGCAACAGCUUCCCAAAUGAAAUCCCCUCUAGGAAAUGGAAAUUGGCAUACAUUCCUGUGGCAAAGACGACUCUGAAGGCAUCAAUGACAGAGAGCUGAGCCGCACCUACGGUACGACUUAUUCGUCCAUUCGAAGGACCGCUUUGAGCCAACCGAUGUGCAGCUAAUCAAGCUCUCCUCAUCUCCAAUGACACCACAACCCAGCACACCCCCUAGAAGUCAAUCGUAUGAAGGCAUUCAUUUCUCAAGCGUUCCCAGGAUGCCCCUCUAUCAUUGAGCGUCAGGGUGACAAAUGAAGGCCAUAGACAGACAGAUAGACAGAGUGCCGCAGUAAAUGCAUUCGGUCUUUUUCAUGAAUCCUUGGCUACUGUGGACUAUCGAUGGAUCGACUUUGGGAAUUUGUUGAGCAGAGAAACGUUUCUUUGGAAAAAUCUGGCAAUCCUCAUACAACCUGUGUACUCGUAUGUUCAAGCGGACAUCUGCAAGAAAAGACGAUUACCAUUUUGACAACAGCCUAAGCCACAUCAAUGGCAUCGCCUUGAAGAGGUAGUAGGGAAAAUGGAAAGGCCUUCAAAUAUGAGCUGCCAGGGAGGAUCAAAGGGGCGGCCCAAGCGGAGCAAAGUGAGACCCUCGCGUCGCGUGGCCUGAAUGAAUCUCUCCAACUGGUGGAAGAGCAGACCCAGCGUGGAGACGCUGCUGUCAGGAGGAGCUGCCAGAAUAGUUAAGGAGGAAGAUGCACAAGAUGGAACUUUGGAACUCACUUGUAGAACGGGUGACCAUCCAUCCAACCACGGCGAUGUUGGUCAGGGACAAGGCAGCUUCUUUCUGUUCCUUGGAGCAGCAAUUGAGAAUCACUAUAUUUUUUGUAUUUGAAUGUAUAAUAGAGCAUGUAAUUAUAGCAAUUAAAGUACGACUCAACAUCCUGCA
This is a messenger RNA of Drosophila miranda, 1816 nucleotides long. RefSeq lists its product as uncharacterized. The transcript is spliced from 2 exons. The record is from RefSeq and is a predicted model, not a curated record. Bases 97 to 711 code for a protein of 204 amino acids. NCBI's taxonomy places the organism in Eukaryota, Metazoa, Arthropoda, Insecta, Diptera, Drosophilidae.